UGUACCGAACGGUUUCCCAGAACGCAUUGCGCGAGGCUGAACACUCUCUCUUGAUUGGUUGAGUUUGCCGGAAGAGGAAGUUUUCUCUCCGUUACCUGGAAACCCAAGGGAAGCUUCUUUAUGGCGGCAGUGGGAAACUGACAUGAAACCAGGGAGAGGGGCAGAAUGAAGAGUCGGAGAGUGAAGAGCGCCCGGCCGGGGAAAGGUCGAAGUAAAGGAGUCACAGACGUUAGCCCAUCCAGCAGUCUCCCUCCGCUUGUAGAAGGCCAGGUCCGCAGUUUUCUGCAGGUGACAGUUAGUAAAAUCUUGUGGACUGUGCCCAAGCCCCCACUAUCUGUCCUGGUGAGACUCCGCUGGUGGGGAGAGACAUCCAAUGGCACCAUUUUUCGUCCUCGCGACUCUUCGCAGACUGAGCAAAAAGGAUUAAAGACAACAACUCGCUACGCUGUCCGAUGUGGCCCCAAGCAGUUCACCUCCUAUCUGACAGACAUGGGCAUGCUUGUAUUUGAGGUCAUGACAAAGCUCGAUCACUUUCCUAUUGGCCGUGCCCAGAUCAGUGGCAUUGCACAGCUCUCGUUGGCACAUCCAAUCAGCGGAUUCUUCACAAUUGUUUCCCCGACAUCCGAGAAACUUGGAGAACUGCAGGUGUCCGUGCAACUGGAACCCCUGUCUGAGACCUAUGAUAGCAGCAGCUCUGCCCAUAAUACAGAUAUCAGUUUUGACCAUGCCGCGUCUCGAUCAGAAUCCUACGGAAAAGCUCUGACUAGCCACCCCACUGCCCUGAAUGAUCCACCACAGCCAAUCAGAUUGAGCUCCGCAGACAGGAGGGAGUCUGAGAGCAGCAGCAGCAGGGUCACUACACCCAGGGGCAGAGAUCAUUUAUACUUCCAAGAAAAUGUAGACCCUGGCCAAAACUCCUACAAAGGGUCUCAAGAGCAUGUGAACAGAGAGCAAGGUAAUAUGGGGGUUCAUUCCAGCAAACAGAUCUGUUCGGAAGGAACUGCAGGGAAGGAUGCAUCAACAGUUACCUCUGGGCCUGCAACCAAAGACUUACUGUCAGCACUGCUGGAUCAAGGAAGCAAGCUGAGGGAUGCCAUGGUUGUUUCUGCUUUGAAAUCCAGUCCCGACCUAGUCCGUGACCCAGCUAUAAUGCUACCCCCUGCACUUAUUAAUUACAGCUUAUCACAAGCCAGGGCCGCUUCUGAGGUUCAGUCUUCCACAUUAAUGCAGAAUCUGCUAAACCGUCGACAAUUUCCCCACAGUAGGGAUAUUCUGCUCCAAGCUGAAGACAGUUUCAUUGCUGAUACGGAGACACCCAGUGAUGCCAAAGCGAUAGAGCUGCUCCUUGGCAGCUCUGUUUUAUCACCUGGACGUUACUGGGAUGGGACUGGGUCACCUCCAGAAUCCAUGUCUGGAAGUGAUUUCUACAAUGAAAGUGAAUUAAAUGAUCCACUGUAUGACCAGAGCCUGCUGGAGAAUCUUUUCUAUAAAGCACCUUCGGACAGCAGCGAUUUAAUGAGCGAUGAUGAAAAUGCCAAAUCACAAAAUAAGAAAAUCAAAACUGCCCGAGAUCGAGGGUUUCCUCAGGACCAGUCUGCAGAUAAAGAAGAUGCCAAACAAACAAAAGGGAAAAAUUCAUUGCGGGAUUCUCGAACAUCAGAGAAAUCCUUAACAUCUGCUUCAAAAUUUGAAGGCAUGAGUCUAAGCAUGGACCAGGUGAGACUGCUGGAUGAAAUACACGUUGCACAUGUCGUUGUGGAGUCUUUGAGGAUUCCUCUGGACACUGCUCCAGUCACACCAAGCAAGACAAGCAGCAGGGGGAGACCCCCACGGCCAGUGCACCCUGCCAAACAGACAUUUUUUGUCGAGUUUCAAUUCCCUGCAUCAUCGAAGUCCAGAUCAGGAGAAGUCAGCUCAGCAACAGAGAUAACGCGAUUGGUUUCAAGCAAGAUUGUUGGUGGAUCUGUAAAGUUCCAGCAACGCUUUGCAUUCCCGGUCAUGUUUAGCGGACAGAUGAUAAAGCAAUGGUGGAACACAGACCUGAGUUUCAGGAUCUUUCUGCGUAAAGGGACUCAGAAAAAGCCUGGCCCAGUCGGCUCUGCCUCUCUCCCUCUCCGUGAUGUGCUUCAGUCCCCUGGACUUUCUCUUACCUGCAUCCUACCAGUGAGCUGCACAAUAGAAGACCAUCACACAGCAGUUGGCCCGUUAAAGGUUUCUGUGGAACUUGCAGGAAAUAAUAAAAAUGUCCUUAAUCUUCCCGAGAAGACUUUGGAGCCACAAAAUCAGGCACCAGUAUCCCUUGCCAUCAGUAGCAAAGCAAGGACAGAGCUGGAGAAUUCUGCAUCAUACACAGACCUCAGACCUGUAGCAGAGAAAACAUCAUCACUCCAACAGAGUGUUCCCCUUCAUACUGGAAAUGAAGGACUCAAAGUGUCAGUUCCCCAGGACCUACAGCAGACCACAGAGGAGGACGGCUUAUUACUACAUGUUGUGCUUAUGGUGCCUGAAGGGAAAGGUUUAAUAACUGCUGGCAGUGACUGUUCAGGAAUUUGCAACUCCUAUUUGAAUUGCAAGCUCUUCUCUAGCCAGGAAGCUACCAGAUCUUCUGUGGUGUGGGGAAGCUCACAGCCCCAAUAUAACUUCUCGCAGGUGGCCCCUGUCACUCUGACUGGACGGCUACUGGAGAGAAUGAAGAACAACGUGAUGAUUAUUGAGAUCUGGAACAGAGUGGCCAGUCCAGGGCAAGACCAGCUGCUGGGAUUAGUCAAGCUCCCUCUUCACCAAUUCUACAUGUCAUUCAGUAACGCAAAGAUUACCCGACUCCUGCUCCAAGCACAGUAUCCCGUAGUAGCCGUAGACAGCUACGUUCCGAUCAUCGACAUGUUCAGCGGGCGUGACCGAGGCAAACUCAAAGUUUUACUAGCCAUGGGGUCAGGGGAUCAAGUGGUGACUCUGCAGAGAUUAAAAAAUGAGGAAGGGACAAAUCAAACUGCAAUGCUAAGACCUGCACAUUUCCUAGAUCCACCAUUGUCUUCCUCACAGAUAGGAAAGCCACAAGAAGGCGUGACUGACCACAUUUUUGAGAUCCACGUGGAGAAUGUGAAAGGCCUCACUCCUCUGCAGAGCACGGUUUGGGGAGAAGCUGACUGCUUUGUGCAGUAUUACUUCCCUGAGCAUGGUCCUGAUUCCCACGCAGUGUCAGAGCUGCCCGAGAUUGCCAUGACCCUAAAGCCUAUCCGUACAGCGACCACACUGUGUGUGCCUGAUCCAGUGUUUAAUGACCGGCAGAGCCACACCAUCGCGGCACAGUCAGAUACCCCGGUGCAGAGGCUUCUACUUAGUGCUUACUCCAUGCAGGGGCUCUCUGGAGGAGGAGGGGUACCAUUUGAAAUCUGGUGCAGGUACUAUUAUCCCAACGUUAGAGACCAGAUGGUUGCUAAGGGGCUGCUGCCUUUAUCCCGCUUGUGUGCCAUGGUGACUAUGCAGCAUCGAGAGGACGUGGGAAUCCAAGCGUUCAGUCUUCCCCUUGUACCAAGGACUGAGAAGUCUGCAGAAUUUCCCCCACACUGUUCAGGUUUACUAAAUGUGAAUAUGACCUACAGACGCUCGGUGAGGAACCCAGUGGGAAUGUUGGCUACUCGGAUGGUUUCCAUUUCUGUACAAAUCCACCGAGCUUCAGGUUUGCAGGCUGCUGCCCAAUUGGUGGCACAGCAGGACGCCUCAUUCCAGUACAGCGCAGACGUUGGGGUGAAUGCCUAUGCCACUAUACACCCAGCUUUCCUGCCUGAUGUGGAGGUGCGAAACACUCGCACUGUUGCUCGUACCUUCUGCCCACAAUUUGACCACCACUCGGAGUUCCCCUGUAACAUGGUCAUUCAACGGAGUAAUGGAGAGGCCUGCAGCCUUGCAGAGGUCCUGUACUUCUCUGAGAUUGUCCUUUCCAUUCAUCACCAGAAUGUUGCUUCAGUUGGCAGUAGAAGACCCCAAGCAGUUCGUGACUACCAUCUGGGAAUGGUGAGGAUCCCAUGCAAAGAGCUGAUCACAAAGAGAUCAGGUGUAAGUGGCUGGUACCCGGUUACAGUUCCAGAGGACUCCAGGCUUCCCAGCAGCUCCACCAUACUCCACUCUGUUGUAGGAGGACUGGAGCUCUCCAUACACUUUGCGCAUCACUCGGACAGAGAUCGUGUUUUAGAAGUAGCACGAGGCCUCGGGUGGAACGAGUAUAAUGACGAUUUUCAUGAAGCGAUUGUAACUGAAGCAGAUGAGUGGCAUAAAAGGGAAGAUCUGGUUAACCUGUCUGUUAGUAUUCCCAAAAUAUGGCUUCCAUUGCACUGCCUGCUUCUGGCGGCUCACAAGCAUCUCCACAAAAGCACUUACUGUUACCUGCGCUACAAGUUCUAUGAUAAAGAAGCUGUGUGCUCCCCCCUCAGAAGGCCCCGAAUAUCAGAAGAUGGACAGCAGGCCACGGUGAUGUUUGAUCUGAGUGAAAAUGUAGAGCUGAUAAAACACCAGCCGCUUGUGUGGUACCUGAGGGAGGAGAGAAUGGAGAUUCAGGUCUGGCGCUCCUAUGGGAAGGACACCAGUGGGCCAAGACCCCAGGAUACUGACCGACUCAUUGGCUCUGCAUAUGUGGAUCUUAAAGUUCUUUCAGAAAAUACCUCCAGGACUCUUACAGUCAGUGGAGUUUAUCCUGUGUUUAAGCGCAAUGUCUCCAGUCUGUGGGGAGCGGCAGUUCGGGUGCAUCUUGCUCUUCGCUCGGCUUAUCACCCAUCGAACUCUACCCGAAGGCUGAGCUACGCUGAGGAGGGAAGCCAGAGUGAAGAAGAGGAGGCUGGUCCUAUCCCUCCGGACAGAUAUGAAGAGAAACCAGACGGUCUCAGCAAAAAAGAUAAACCAGAGGCAAAAACUGAAACGCCGUUAUUGGAUACAAAAGAACAGCCCAUGGAUGAUGUAGACUUAGAGAACACUUUUGCUGCUAACAUUGUGGUUGAACGAGCAAUGCAUCUGAGCUUAAAAGGGACCCCUCUAACUGAGAGAACAGAAGGGACUCCAAGUUGUUGUGUUUCUUUCCCUGUGGCCGGCACUAGUGAGCCUAUAAGUACCCCAGUCAUAGCAAAUACAGACGCCCCGUUAUGGAACUUCCAGCACCAAGCAAGACUCCAUAAAGAACUGCUCUUGGACCCACAGCAAAGAUUAGUUUUCAAAGUCUGGCAUAAAACAGAUGUGGAGAGAGUUCUGGGAUUCGCCUCUGUGGAUCUCUCGCCGCUCCUUUCUGGCUUCCAGACAAUCUGCGGCUGGUACAAUAUUGUGGAUUUUGUUGGGCAGUGUCAGGGCCAGGUGAAAGUCUCCAUCACCCCACUACAAGGCGUGGCACAUCAUAAAGAAAAGGUCACAUCACAACAAUCCUCCCUCUAUCAGUCCAGGCCAGCUUUCUGCAGCUCCAUCAGCUACAACUACAGCCAAUUGGAGGGGCUGGCGAAUAUACCCCAUAGGGACAAUUCUGGCCCUUUGUUUCCAUUCCUCCGGCAUGAGGAACAUAUGGAGAACGUGCGGCGGUUUCACGAGUCCCUGCAGCAAGCGGAGAAAAACACACACACAGCGGAAGGCCUGGAUUUUCUCUCCCAAUCUUCCCGUUCCUCACUCCUGUCGGCUCUCAGGAAAAAUCUAAGUGAGCUUGACGAUAUCCAGAAAUACUUCAACCAAAAGCUCUACAGAUCCAUCUCAAACACGGACACCGCUAGAUGUGCAUCUGUGCAGAGCCAAGAAGUCCAGCCUCUGAAUUCUGAGCCUGCCGAGGAGGAUUCGGAUGCUAAGAUGCUUCUGAAAAAAUCCAAUUUGCUGGUUUCACAAGUCAGCAACCUCAUUACAGGUCUCCAAUCAAUACCCAAAUUUGCACCAGCAUUUUCCCACACAGAGCAGAGGUUGGAUACACAAGGGCAAAGUAGCUUCCAGCAACAGCAGGACAAUAAUAUGGAACCAACGGGUCCUGUGAGAACCAAUGAAAGGGAGGGCCAGCACAGUGACACGCCCCCAUUUUCCCCAUUAGGGUCACUUACUGUUAGUGGGGAAAAGCUGUUUGAGUUUAUGGGAACGGACAUAGAUGAGAAAGAAGGGCAUUUAUUUGCAGAGAAUCACCAUGAACAGGGGGAUGAACAAAUUAUCCAGGGAAGUAGCGAUGAAGAGUAUGAGGAAGAUGUGAUAGAACCAAGAACGCUCAAUGAAAUAACCAAUAUGACGGACAGAACCAGUCCCUGGUCCAGUAUUUUAUCCGAAAGGGAUUCAGAUGCCGUGGAUCAUCCUCAAGAGCAGCCAGUGAAUCCUUUGGCUGUGGAGAAUAACUGUGUAGUAACCGAUUUCUUCUCGUCCUUCCACCAAAAUGACUUGAGUAGUAUCCCCAGCACUGCUAGAUCCUCAGACUCCCAGGCGCUCGCUGAAGGCUCCAGGCUCCGUAAGAUCAGCAGUAGCUCAGGUAGUGACGCAGAGUCAAUUGAGUUUAAUCACGGGAGAGAUCCUGGAGAGCAGGAAGGAGACCUGGAUGAGGCAGACUCUGAGGCAGAGAGUCAGGAGAAGGAGGAAGACCCAGGAGAUGAUAAGAGAGAGGAAGAGCAACAGGAUCCAAUCACAGUGUCCUCUGAUACUGAUGAGUCAGAACAUGUCACAUAUGAUGCCAGCCAAUCAGAACAUUCUCCACCACAGGAUGAACCUGAAACAGAUUAUCGAAGUUCUGAGCCUUUAGACAGAAACCAGUGUCACUUUGAUGAGAACCUCGAUGACCAACCGGAUGUGUCUGAAAAGCCACCGGUGCCAUCCAGUAAUGUUUUAUCUGAUCCUGUUAUUGUUCCAAAUUUCUUUCUUCCCCCCCAGCACUUAGAAGCUUCCAUGAGGCUGUUGAGUUUAUCUGCUGCAUCUGAGAAGGCCAGGGAUUACACCCCGGGGAUCCCCUUUCGACGGAGCAAGAGACAGAAGCCCAAGUUGACCCCUGCCGACCUCCCCAAGGAAGAGACCAAUCGCAUCGCCAGAAUCUUUGCUGCACAGUUUCCCAGCGCAGAGCAGAAAAGCCGAAGUAAUUCCCCAUCCUCAUAGGUCCCUGUAUUAGCCCCUCCCCCUGUACAAUAUUCCUUGGUGCCUUUAUGUGUCGUGGCUACUAUGUUUCAUUGUGUGGAUACCGAGAUCCAAUUGGGUUGAAUAGAGGAAGCCUAUUGGCCGUUGGCAGCCCCAUAUACCCCCCAGCUUGUGUUGGGCAGAGUGUGGCACCAGUGAAACCCCCUGGCACCUUUGUGACAUAUGAAUAUUUUAUAACUAAAUUAUUUUUCUAUUUUGUUUAAAAAAACACAUUUUCUGUGAAUUAUGCACAAUUAUUUAUUAAAAUACGUUUGUUUCUAGGGUGAAA
Molecule: messenger RNA, 7390 nt
Organism: Xenopus laevis (African clawed frog)
Lineage: Eukaryota; Metazoa; Chordata; Amphibia; Anura; Pipidae
Gene: c2cd3.S
Product: C2 calcium-dependent domain containing 3 S homeolog
Exons: 33
Coding region: 166-7083 (2305 amino acids)
Biological process (GO): centriole elongation; protein localization to centrosome; cilium assembly
Cellular component (GO): centriole; centriolar satellite; microtubule organizing center
Source: RefSeq, a predicted model, not a curated record